Molecule: messenger RNA, 933 nt
Organism: Argentina anserina (silverweed cinquefoil)
Lineage: Eukaryota; Viridiplantae; Streptophyta; Magnoliopsida; Rosales; Rosaceae
Product: DNA-directed RNA polymerases II and V subunit 6B-like
Exons: 7
Coding region: 162-590 (142 amino acids)
Biological process (GO): transcription by RNA polymerase I; transcription by RNA polymerase II; tRNA transcription by RNA polymerase III
Cellular component (GO): RNA polymerase II, core complex; RNA polymerase I complex; RNA polymerase III complex
Molecular function (GO): DNA binding
Source: RefSeq, a predicted model, not a curated record
AGACGGGGGAGUAGUAUCGCGCCUCAUUCAGCUAAUUCAGUACCUCCUCUUCUCUUGAACCAUCGAAGACACCUGCGCCUCUUCUCUUGAACCGUCAAACCGCAAAUCAGGGAAGCUGAGUGAUAUUUUGAGCAGAAAAGAGGCUUGUUGAGCAAUAUACAAUGGCUGAUGACGAUUACAAUGAGAUGGAUAUUGGAUAUGAGGAUGAGCCUGUGGAGCCAGAAAUAGAAGAAGGUGCAGAGGAGGAGGAUGUGGAUAACAAUGAUGAUAUUCCUGGAGAUGCCAUUGAAACUGAUGACAAGGAAGAACAAGUACCGGUGGAACGACCUCGCAAAACAUCAAAAUUUAUGACCAAAUAUGAACGUGCUCGAAUCUUGGGUACCCGUGCUGUGCAGAUUAGCAUGAAUGCCCCUGUGAUGGUUGAGUUGGAGGGCGAGACUGACCCACUUGAGAUUGCUAUGAAGGAGCUUCGUGAGCGAAAGAUACCCUUUACCAUCCGCCGCUACCUGCCUGAUGGAAGCUAUGAAGACUGGGGAGUUGAUGAACUGAUUGUGGAAGAUUCCUGGAAGAGGCAGGUGGGAGGUAACUGAUCUCUUAAUUACAAGCAAGGAAAUUGUAAUAUAAUGUAGAACUUGUUUGGAGGAUUUUACUAGUCUAAUUUUGUGUUUUAGCACUGCCGCUAUGAACUACAUGUUAGAGCACUUGUAUGUCCAGUAUGUUUGAAACUUUGGUCUAUGCUGCUUUAAUGUCGUAUGUGUACUCAGUUGGCAGUUCAUUAGUGUCAUUGUCUAAUCUAUGCAUGGACACAAUUUGCAAAUUGAUAGCUUUGUCUCAGGGCAAGCUUUCCUCAUAGUGUGGCAAAGACGGUUCCUACUCUGGGGUCUAAAAAAUAGUAAUAUUUAUAUCUAGUGGUUUCCCUGUGAAUUUAUUUCA